CCUAGGCUAUUGUGUCACCUCCUAGCUGCAUCAAGCACAAAUAACUUACAUCUGAAUGGCUAUCGCGCAAAAAAUAUCUUGGAUUUGGCGCUCGCGGACCGCACCCGACACCUCUACGGACCGCGCCGACUCACCAAAACAGAAUUUUCUCCUGGGGCUGCAUGCGACUGUGACUAUGCUCUAUUCAAAUCGAGCUCUGCAGGAGGCUCAUGCAGUGACUGCCGCGGCAUACUCUCCCGGCGGGGCUUCUGAUAAUUAUUUCUUUUCCGACGUAUAGAUCCUUCUAUGUAUAUAUAUAUCCUCUGACACCUCUAUUGCCUCUCCAUUCCAUUGCUUCCCAUCCAUAUCAUGUCUUCCCAAGACGACAUACAACCGAGAGCCUUCCGUUUCCGGGAGAAUGUGGACUACUUGGACUCGUCCCCCAACGCCUCCUCCUAUCUCACCGACAACCUCAACCUCAUGACUUGUGUCAGAUACACCAAUAAUCACACCUCCGACACCGACCGCAGACUCAACAACGCGUGCUGGAGGCGAAUGUCCAUCAACUUGAACCGUCUCACCCAGGCCAACCCCUUCGUCAUCAACUGGGACAAGAACAGCGACUUGACCUGGCUCUACGGCCCCAAGUUUGAGGCUGCCGACCCCCACCCUUGCCACUACACCUCGCAGCCACCACCAGUCAUCCAGCAACAAGCACUCGACUCCGACGACGGGUUCGUCUCGGGUGCAGCUUCCAUCUCCGACUCCACCUCAUGCUCCGACCUCGAUCUUGACGACGACUCGAGCUCCAUUUCCUCCAUCGACUCUGGGUACGAACCAGACUACACCCAGAAAAAGAUCACCCCUCCGUUGCGCAAGAGCUUCUACUACGAAGACGAGUCCGAGUCUCAGGACUACGACUACCAGUUUGGGUUGAAGCCCAUUCUCCGCAGCACCAAAAAGACAUCCAGAAAAGUGCGCAGAUCCAAACGGGUCUCGUUCAACCACAUCAUCAACUCCAGAGAGUUCAUCAACGACAUCUCGUUCGACUACGACUUCCUUGACCAAGCUUGCUUGUGAGCAGUCUGCAUUUUCAAUUCUUGGGUAUAUUAUUAAUCGACAUUGGCACCAUAGAGUGGUUUGAAUGACUGUAGCGUAGAAGCGUACUAUUCUCAUGUGAGAAGUGUCGAAAGCGCCGUGGGCCCGUCAUUUGCC
This is a messenger RNA of Suhomyces tanzawaensis NRRL Y-17324, 1194 nucleotides long. RefSeq lists its product as uncharacterized. The coding region runs from base 349 to 1059 and encodes 236 amino acids. The record is from RefSeq and is a predicted model, not a curated record. The transcript has a single exon. Lineage: Eukaryota; Fungi; Ascomycota; Pichiomycetes; Serinales; Debaryomycetaceae.